CGGAGGAGGCGGCGCUCGCGUUUUCAGAAACGUAAGUUUGUAUGAAGCCACAAGCCGAAGGUUUGUUCAAUAACUCAUCAGUAUUGUUCCGAGCCGAGGAGCGGGUCUGUGUAGCAGAGGCCUGUUUGAUGACAUUCAUCAGUGUUAGUAGCGCAGACCAUUAAAGGACUUCCACGGAGCAGCACGUCAGUCACGCAGGGGGACAAUGAAGAAGGCUGCCUUGUUGCUAAUUGUGCUGCUCGGCGUUGCACAUUUUGCUACCGUCAGCAGAUGUGAAGAUGAUGUGGAAGAAGAUGAGAAGGAAGAUGCUGCUGAAGAGGACACUGAUGACGACGAGGAGGAUGGGGAUGACGAUGAUGAUGAUACAGAGGUGAAAGAAGAGAAUGGAGUUCUAAUUCUCACAGAUGGCAACUUUGAAACCUUCAUGGAGGGAAAAGACACAGUUCUAGUUGAGUUUUAUGCACCAUGGUGUGGACACUGUAAGCAGUUUGCCCCGGAGUAUGAGAAGAUUGCUCAGACUCUGAGGGAGAAUGAUCCUCCCAUACCUGUGGCCAAAGUGGAUGCUACGUUGGCGACCACAUUGGCGAGCAGGUUUGAUGUGUCGGGAUAUCCCACUAUUAAGAUCCUGAAAAAUGGGGAGCCGGUGGACUACGAUGGAGACAGAACAGAGAAGGCCAUUGUGGAGCGAGUGAAAGAGGUGUCUCAACCAGACUGGAAGCCGCCUCCUGAGGCGACGCUGGUGCUGACCAAGGAGAAUUUUGAUGAUACCGUUAAUAACGCAGACAUCAUUCUAGUAGAGUUCUACGCUCCAUGGUGUGGACACUGCAAGCGUCUGGCUCCAGAGUACGAGAAGGCUGCUAAAGCGUUGAGCCAGCGCACUCCUCCUAUUCUUCUGGCCAAGGUUGAUGCCACGGUGGAAAGUGAGGUCGCGUCACGCUUUGGAGUCACGGGCUAUCCCACCUUGAAGAUCUUCAGGAAGGGCAAGGUGUUCGACUACAACGGGCCCAGAGAGCAGUACGGUAUUGUGAACUACAUGAGUGAACAGGCCGGACCUCCAUCUAAGCAGAUCCAGUCUGCAAAGCAGGUGCAGGAGCUCCUUAAAGAUGGCGACGACGCCGUUAUAGUCGGAGUGUUCUCCGGUGAACAGGAUGCGGCUUAUGAGACCUACAUCGAGGCCUGUAACGCGCUAAGGGAGGACUUCACCUUCCGUCACUCCUUCAGCCCCGAAGUAGCCAAACUUCUUAAAGUUUCUCUGGGUCAGGUUGUUGUCCUUCAGCCUGAAAAGUUCCACUCAAAGUACGAACCAGCGUCUCAGAAACUUGCAAUCAAGGACUCCACAUCGGUAUCAGACGUUCAAGAUUUCUUCAAAAAGUAUUCCGUUCCUCUGGUGGGACACAGAAAACCCAGCAAUGAUGCCAAGCGCUAUGCCAGCAGACCCCUGGUGGUCGUGUAUUACGGGGUUGACUUCAGCUUUGACUUCAGAGUUGCUACCCAGUUCUGGAGGUCCAAGGUGCUGGAUGUAGCCAAGGACUUCCCAGAGUAUACGUUUGCCAUCGCUGAUGAGGAGGAUUACGCUGAGGAGCUGAAGAGUCUCGGCCUGAGCGAGAGCGGGGAGGAAGUGAAUGUUGCCAUUUUGGCAGAUGGAGGCAAAAAGUUCGCCAUGGAGCCGGAGGAGUUGGACUCCGAGGUGCUGAGAGAUUUUGUUGUUGCGUUUAAGAAAGGAAAACUCACACCCAUCAUCAAGUCCCAGUCGGUGCCAAAGAACAAUAAGGGACCUGUUAAAGUCGUGGUGGGGAAGACCUUUGAUGAAAUCGUCAUGGACACCAGUAAAGAUGUCCUGAUCGAGUUCUACGCACCCUGGUGCGGCCACUGUAAGAAACUUGAGCCAGAUUAUUUGGCUCUUGGGAAGAAGUACAAGAGCGAGAAGAACCUGGUGAUCGCCAAGAUGGACGCCACCGCUAACGACGUGCCAAAUGACAACUACAAAGUGGAAGGCUUCCCUACGAUAUACUUUGCCCCGAGUAACAACAAGCAGAAUCCGGUGAAGUUUGAGGGUGGAGACAGAACGCUAGAAGGCUUCAGCAAAUUCUUGGAAAAGCACGCCACCAAGCUACAGCAGAGAGAUGAACUCUGAGCGUUCUCCACGAGGAGCUGCGGACUAACUGUGGGGAGGUGAAGGGAGCAUGGAGGAGGAUUAACGGUGUUACUGAGUUGCUGUGAUGAUUCAGAGUUUAAAUCAUCGUUUUAGUUUCUGUUCAGCUUCCGUUCCUGAAAGCAUGUAAGCACUGCUGAUGAUUUUUAAAUAAAUCUUUAAAAUGA
Nothobranchius furzeri (turquoise killifish) is the source of this 2319-nucleotide messenger RNA. RefSeq names its product protein disulfide isomerase family A, member 4 (gene pdia4). Gene Ontology annotation, cellular component: cell surface; endoplasmic reticulum; endoplasmic reticulum lumen. The record is from RefSeq and is a predicted model, not a curated record. Gene Ontology annotation, biological process: protein folding; response to endoplasmic reticulum stress. NCBI's taxonomy places the organism in Eukaryota, Metazoa, Chordata, Actinopteri, Cyprinodontiformes, Nothobranchiidae. Gene Ontology annotation, molecular function: protein disulfide isomerase activity.